This is a messenger RNA of Cydia strobilella, 1758 nucleotides long. RefSeq names its product 4-hydroxyphenylpyruvate dioxygenase-like. NCBI's taxonomy places the organism in Eukaryota, Metazoa, Arthropoda, Insecta, Lepidoptera, Tortricidae. The record is from RefSeq and is a predicted model, not a curated record. Gene Ontology annotation, biological process: L-tyrosine catabolic process. Gene Ontology annotation, molecular function: 4-hydroxyphenylpyruvate dioxygenase activity. Gene Ontology annotation, cellular component: Golgi membrane; endoplasmic reticulum membrane. The transcript is spliced from 9 exons. The coding region runs from base 135 to 1277 and encodes 380 amino acids.
UCCCCAUAUAAAACGGACGGAAGAUAACAGGUCUCCAGUUCUUGUGACAUUGCCACACUAAACUGUUGUGUUUUUAUAACCCGGAAAAUUUCCGAACGUGAUACUUUUAAGCUUUAACGGAUUGAUAUUUGACAAUGACCACGUACACAGAUAAGGGAAAGAAGCCUGAAAAUGGGAAGUUCCUGGCGUUCGACCAUCUUACCUUUUGGGUGUCUAAUGCCAAACAGGCCGCCAGUUACUACGUGACGAGGUUCGGGUUCGAGCCGCUGGCUUUCAAGGGCUUGGAGACUGGGUCCAGGAAACUGUCUUCGGUUGCUGUCAGAUUAAAUAAGAUCGUAUUCGUUCUCCAAUCCCAAUACGAGCCCGAAGACUCCCUGCUAUCAAACGAGGUGGCUUACCACGGCGACUUCGUGAAGGACGUCGCCUUCCAAGUUGAGAACCUGGAAUACAUCUUGUCGUACGCCAAGAAACAGGGAGCUGUCGUUGUGAAAAACCUCUGGGAGGAACGCGAUGAAUUUGGUGUGGUCAGGAUGGCCGUGUUGAAGACAUAUGGCGACAACACACACACUUUGGUAGAUCGAACUAACUACAAAGGGCCAUUCUUGCCUGGAUACCAACUGUUACAGCAGGAUCCUAUAAACAAAUUCUUGCCUAAAGUGGAGAUAAACUUCAUUGAUCACGUAGUCGGCAACCAGCCUGACAACGGUAUGGAAACGGCCGCGUCGUGGUAUGAGCGGUGCUUGCAGUUCCACAGGUUCUGGUCAGUAGACGACAAGCAGGUGUGCACAGAGUACUCCGCCCUCCGCUCUGUCGUGAUGGCCAAUUGGGAGGAAACAGUGAAGAUGCCCAUCAACGAACCGGCCGCUGGGAAGAAGAAGAGUCAGAUUCAAGAGUAUGUGGAGUACCAUGGGGGCGCUGGUGUGCAGCAUAUAGCUAUUAAUACGGAGGAUAUUAUUACUGCGAUCACAAACCUACGCGCUCGAGGCGUCGAGUUCCUCUCCAUCCCUUCAAAAUACUACAAGCUCAUUCGCCAGCAGCUAGCGCACAGCAAAGUUAAAGUAGCCGAGAGCAUAGACAUCCUGGAGAAGCUGAACAUCCUGAUAGACUAUGAUGAUGAUGGAUACCUGCUGCAGAUCUUCACGAAGAACACGCAGGACAGACCGACCUUGUUUUUGGAGGUUAUACAGAGGAGGAAUCACAAUGGUUUUGGCGCCGGAAACUUCAAGACCCUAUUCGAAUCGCUCGAGUUAGAACAAGAGAAACGAGGGAACCUGUAAUAGGAAUAGGUAUAAUCUUAAAAUUAGUUAUAUAAGUACAAGGUCAACCACCGUAAGUCGUCAGGCCGGAUAAAUAGCUUGAUAAAUGCAAAUAGCGUGUUCUACGCAAUUAAAUAUUAAAUAAUAUUUAGACAGUCAUUUGGAGUGUUAGAACACAAUUAUUUAAGAUUUAUAAAAUCUGUUUGGAAGGAAAAGCAACGCCCUUUUGUAUAAAGCAGAGGGUCAUUUUUACUAAUGAGUUCAUCAGCUGACUACUUAGGUUAGUGAUAUUUAACUGGGUCGAUUGUAAAAUGCAGGGGUGACUAUUCAGCAGCAUUUUUAUGUAGCAAAUACAAAACGACUAUUUAUUACGACAUAUAAUAAAUACGUAAUUCCGCUACGAGGGUCUAAAUAAAUUCAUUUCCUUGUAAAAUCACCCCGUUUUACGGUAGGUAGUAACUAAAUAUUUUUUGUAAGAAAUUGCCAUAUUUGUGUGUAAAAU